AUGGACAGAGGCAUUGAAUUUGAAGUCCUCGACACCCAUGGUACUGAGUACCAUCGUUGGAUCUCGGACAUAGAACAGACCUUCAUCGCUAAGGAUCUGACCGAGACCAUAUUCCCCGAUCCAGAUCAGGAACCGCCUAGCAAGAGAACAAAAUCUCAGGCACUAAUGUUCCUUCGUAAGCAUAUCGAUCCCACACUGCGCAGGCAAUAUCAAUCCAAGCACGAUCCAAAAGAUCUGUGGGAUGCCCUUGCCGAACACUUCGGCAACAUUCACUCGACCUUGCUCCCAGAACUAAUUGCUCGCUGGGAUGAAAUCCGACUUUUGGAUUACAAGAAGGUCGAUGACUUCAACAGGGAUAUGCUUUGCCUACAAGCUUAA
This is a messenger RNA of Fragaria vesca subsp. vesca, 378 nucleotides long. RefSeq lists its product as uncharacterized. The transcript has a single exon. Bases 1 to 378 code for a protein of 125 amino acids. NCBI's taxonomy places the organism in Eukaryota, Viridiplantae, Streptophyta, Magnoliopsida, Rosales, Rosaceae. The record is from RefSeq and is a predicted model, not a curated record.